This is a messenger RNA of Aricia agestis (brown argus), 555 nucleotides long. RefSeq lists its product as uncharacterized. The record is from RefSeq and is a predicted model, not a curated record. The coding region runs from base 302 to 541 and encodes 79 amino acids. Lineage: Eukaryota; Metazoa; Arthropoda; Insecta; Lepidoptera; Lycaenidae. The transcript has 2 exons.
UCUGACGUCUUUUCCCAUAUUUUGACCACAUUGUGUACCGUGUAAACAAGGGGACCGCAACUACGUCACGCGAAUGUAAACAAAUAUGUAGCCAGCUUGUCUCACUGGUAUCUUACGCAAAUAGAUAAGACAUUUAUAUAAUAAGGACUAAAUCAUUGGAAAUCAGUAUUAUUGUAACACCAGUAGAGAACUUACCUACAGAUUUACGAGUAUAAAAACUUGGUACCACUUUAAAUAAUAGAGGAAGUACGAGUAAAAUACUAAGAACCAGUUUUAAAUCAUAAAAAGAAGCGUCUAUGAAAUGAAGUUUCAAGUUGUCUUCGCUUUUCUGCUCCUUAUAGGAGUCUGCUACGGCAGAGCUAUAGGCUGGACGAACAAAGAUGGUUCAGAGCAGCCAGAUAUACCCUUGGAUUUUCUGCAAAACGUGAAACCAUCUCGCUUCGUGCCCAUCAACAGCGCGCUGUUCUUCCGGAGAUUCGAGCCCUGUCAGGAGGGCUACCAGCGUGACGUCCUGGGAAUAUGCCGAGAAGUUUGGGACUAAUAAUUCUUCUAGAA